UAUGAGCCUCCAUUUCUUAUACUACUGCAGUGAACCAACCUUGGAUGUGAAAAUUGCCUUUUGUCAGGGAUUCGAUAAACAAGUGGAUGUGUCAUAUAUUGCCAAACAUUACAACAUGAGCAAAAGCAAAGUUGACAACCAGUUCUACAGUGUGGAAGUGGGAGACUCAACCUUCACAGUUCUCAAGCGCUACCAGAAUCUAAAGCCUAUUGGCUCUGGGGCUCAGGGAAUAGUUUGUGCUGCGUAUGAUGCUGUCCUUGACAGAAAUGUGGCCAUUAAGAAGCUCAGCAGACCCUUUCAGAACCAAACACACGCCAAGAGAGCAUACCGGGAGCUGGUCCUCAUGAAGUGCGUGAACCAUAAAAACAUUAUUAGUUUAUUAAAUGUCUUUACACCCCAGAAAACGCUGGAGGAGUUCCAAGACGUUUACUUAGUAAUGGAACUGAUGGAUGCCAACUUAUGUCAGGUGAUUCAGAUGGAAUUAGACCACGAGCGAAUGUCUUACCUGCUAUACCAAAUGCUAUGUGGCAUUAAGCACCUCCACUCUGCUGGAAUUAUUCACAGGGAUUUAAAACCAAGCAACAUUGUAGUCAAGUCUGAUUGCACAUUGAAAAUCCUGGACUUUGGAUUGGCCAGGACAGCAGGCACAAGCUUCAUGAUGACUCCGUAUGUGGUGACACGUUAUUACAGAGCCCCUGAAGUCAUCUUGGGAAUGGGCUACAAGGAGAACGUGGAUAUAUGGUCUGUGGGAUGCAUUAUGGGAGAAAUGGUUCGCCACAAAAUCCUCUUUCCAGGAAGGGACUAUAUUGACCAGUGGAAUAAGGUAAUUGAACAACUAGGAACACCAUGUCCAGAAUUCAUGAAGAAAUUGCAACCCACAGUAAGAAACUAUGUGGAGAAUCGGCCCAAGUAUGCAGGACUCACCUUCCCCAAGCUCUUUCCGGAUUCCCUCUUCCCUGCGGACUCUGAGCACAAUAAACUCAAAGCUAGCCAAGCCAGGGACUUGUUGUCAAAGAUGCUAGUGAUUGACCCAGCAAAAAGGAUAUCAGUGGACGACGCCUUACAGCAUCCCUACAUCAACGUCUGGUAUGACCCUGCGGAAGUGGAGGCGCCUCCACCUCAGAUAUAUGACAAACAGCUGGAUGAAAGAGAGCACACCAUCGAAGAAUGGAAAGAACUUAUCUACAAGGAAGUAAUGAAUUCAGAAGAAAAGACUAAAAAUGGAGUAGUAAAAGGACAGCCUUCUCCUUCAGCACAGGUGCAGCAGUGAACAGCAGCGAGAGUCUCCCUCCAUCCUCGUCCGUCAACGACAUCUCCUCCAUGUCCACCGACCAGACCCUGGCGUCUGACACUGACAGCAGCCUGGAAGCCUCGGCAGGACCCCUGGGUUGUUGCAGGUGACUAGCCGCCUGCCUGCGAAACCCAGCGUUCUUCAGGAGAUGACGUGAUGGAAAACACACACACGCAGACACUCACGCACACACACACACACACACGCAGACACGCAACAUCAAGAAAUAGCAAGGGAGAGAAUCCAAGCCUAAAAUUGAAACAGAUCUUUCAGCCUGCUUCUUGCCCCGAGUCCUGUAUUGCAGCUAAGCUCAAACGCAUAUUUAACUUCUAGUUGCUCUUGCUUUGGUCUUCUUCCAACGAUGCUUACUACAGAGAGCAAAUCAGACACAAUUAGAGGAGCCUUUUCCAUAAAGUGUAAUUUUAAUGGCUGCAAAACCAGCAACCUGUAACUGCCCUUUCAAAUGGCAUGACAAGGUGUGCAGUGGCCCCGUCCAGCAUGUGUGUGUCUCUAUCUCGCAUCUACCUGCUCCUCUGGCCUAGUCAGAUGGAUGUAGAUACAGAUCCGCAUGUGUCUGUAUUCGCAGCACCACUCACGUAGAGAUGCUACUGUCAGUGUCCUCAGGGCUCUCCCAAGACGCCGUGCACUGGGGCGCCACCUGGUCCAUUUCACGUGAUCUAUUACUCUGACAUAAACCCAUCUGUAAUAUAUCGCCAGUAUAUAAGCUGUUUAGUUUGUCAAUUGAUUAAGCUGUAUGUCUUAUAAGAAAACAUGUAAAGGGGGAAAACAUGGGGGGAGUGAGCUCUCUUGGACCCUUGGAGAUGUAGCUUCCAAAUUUGAACCGAUUAAAUGGCACCUGUAUACCAAUCUGCAGAAAGAACAUAUUUGAUGCUCAUGUGAAGCGAGGGGGGAGGGGCGAAAGCUUUCAGGCGCCACGCGGCUUGGCCUGGAGCAGGCAGGUGUGAGUGGAAGCUGAGGGCCCUCCCUGUGACAGCGGGCAGCGGGCGAGACCAGAGAGUGGUGUUGCAGCGGGGACUGAGACAGAAAGCAGAUUGUUACCCAGACACUAGGAGACACCGACAUCCAUCUCUUUGAGAGUUGACCGCAUGUCAUUUCCUCAAAUUAUCUGUCACAACAGGAGGCUGCUGGAGAAAGUGGAGGUGGCGAGGCAGGGUCGUUGCGUACAUGUUGAUGGUAAGAAUCUCUCCCCAGAACUGAGCGGGAUCGCCUCCAUAAGAUUUCCUUAAACAGAAAAAUGAGCCUACCUAGAUCACCUUCAGAUUGUCCAUUGUGUUUUCCAUGUGUGGUCUCCUUCCCAAGCUCAUACCCUGCCAAAGUUUUACUUUUGAGAAAAAAUACUACUUUCCUCGUCUGGAAUAAAAAAAAAAAGUAGUUCAUAAAAAUGAACCCCCCAAAGCACAGGGUGAUCCUCAGGUUAGCAUUUGGAAACAUCUCCAGAGACGUUGUUGUUCCUCAGGGGUUUCCCUGACUCCUUCAUGUGGCUGAUGUUUCAUGUUUAUUUGUUUAUUUUCAUAAGGUUGAACAAUCAAAGAAGGGCUGAUAAUCUGAAUUCCGUAGUGCAGUAGAUACGAGAGCAAUAACUCUGCUGCUACGUAGCUUUAGCAAUAGGAGUUUGUCUGAAAAGCCAUGAAACAUUAAUGUCGAUGUUCAGCGAAAUCUCCUGAAUUUAGGUUAAAUUAAGUGAAAGUGCUUUUCUGUGCACUAAGGAGGCACUGUGAAACACCUUGGUCACAUACAAGUCAAUGCCAAGGUGACUUCUCAGCAAUAAUCGGCCCCAGGCAUGGGCUUCCCUUCUCACUUACUCUGGUGAAGUGUCCAUCACAGUUAUUUGCACUCUGACCAUUUUGGUGCUCACCAGUGUGGUGAUAUUUCACCUGAAGAAGAAGCGAAACGCAGGAAACGGAUGGUUGUUGAGUGUGAUAUGACUGGCGAAUGGAAUCUCCUCAAAACCAGAGCAGACGAGAAUGCCUGUGCUCUGGAAACUGCCUUAAAUACAGUGACAGGGAAGCUCUGUCUCCUGCCAAGCAACAGAGUCAGCAGGGAGCCGCAACCCUGCUCCAUCCCUAUGUCAGCGUGCUGCCAUCUCUGGGAUUGCUGCACACUGGGAUUCAGGACAAAAGGCUAUUUGUUUAAAACGGAGAGAAAAACAUCAGCUUGUGCCACUUGUCCCGUGGAAUAAAAAUGGCCCAGUUUCUC
Propithecus coquereli (Coquerel's sifaka) is the source of this 3508-nucleotide messenger RNA. RefSeq names its product mitogen-activated protein kinase 10 (gene MAPK10). Lineage: Eukaryota; Metazoa; Chordata; Mammalia; Primates; Indriidae. Gene Ontology annotation, cellular component: nucleus; cytoplasm. Gene Ontology annotation, biological process: JNK cascade; protein phosphorylation. The transcript has 12 exons. The record is from RefSeq and is a predicted model, not a curated record. Bases 2 to 1270 code for a protein of 422 amino acids. Gene Ontology annotation, molecular function: JUN kinase activity; ATP binding.